AUGAAAUUUCAUUUUUCAUCUAACAAAUUAUUGUUGAUAUCAGGUUUAAUUUUAUUAGUAUUGGUAAUAGGCAUAAAGUUAGAUAUAUUUUUAAGUAGUAAAAGUACCGAAUAUAUAAAAUUCAAUAAUAAUAAUAAUCAUUUUAAAAGAGAUAAAAGAAUUUUAUUACAUAAUGAAAUAAUUGAUACAAAUAAUAAGCCAUCAAUUAAAAAUAAUCAAAUAUUUAUUAAUGAUAAUGAUAAUAAUGAAAAUAUAUCACCAAUUUUAUUAAGAAUAUUGAAUAAUAAUAAUAAUAAUAAUAAUAAUAAUGGUGAUGAUAAAUCAAUUUAUAAAAAGAAUCAUUAUAUAGUUCAAUUUAAAGAUCGUAUAAAUGAUGAAACUAGAGAACAAUUGAAGGAAUUUUUAAUUGGUACUGAUAUUGUAUUGGAUGAGCAACCAUAUCAAUCACAUAUAGUUCACUAUAUACCACAUGAUAGUUUCUUAGUAUUAAUGACUCAAGAACAAAGUGUAUUAUUAUCAAGUAAAGAAUGGGUAUCUUGGAUUGGUGAAUUUGAACCAUCAAAUAAAAUACAUUUAAAUUAUAAUGAAAAAUCAAUUGGAUUACCAGUUUAUAUUAUAUUAAGUGAUUCAACAAAUUCAUUAAUUCAAAGAUGGGAGAAUACAUUAAAUUCAAUUUUAAAAUCAUAUAAUUCAAAAGUUAAAUUAACAUUAAUUAAUCAAAAGAAAUUAAAGUCAAUUGUAUAUUGUAAUGAUGAAUCACCAUCACCGUCAUGUUCGUUAAUUAAUUCAGAAAAGUUAGUUUACCAAUGGAUUUCAGAACAAAGUGAAAGUAAUUUCAUUGAAAGAUCAGAGAAAUUUCAAACUGCAAAUAGAUUAUCACCAAAGGUAGUUUUCGGUACAAAAGAUACAUUGGUUAAUAAUGAUAGGGUUGAUAUUCCAUUGAGAGGUAAAGGUCAGAUAUUGAGUAUUGCUGAUACUGGUUUAGAUGGUAGCCAUUGUUUCUUUUCAGAUUCAAAGUAUCCAAUACCAUUGAAUAGUGUAAAUUUAAAUCAUAGAAAAGUUGUAACUUAUAUUACCACAUCAACAAGCGACGAUAGUGAUAAAGUGGAUGGUCACGGUACACAUAUUUGUGGUUCUGCAGCAGGUACUCCAGAGGAUUCUUCAGUUAAUAUUUCAUCAUUUAGUGGUCUUGCAACUGAUGCAAAGAUUGCAUUCUUUGAUUUGGCAAGUGGUUCAUCAAGUUUGACACCUCCAUCGGAUUUGAAACAAUUAUAUCAACCAUUAUAUGACGCAGGUGCAAGAGUGCAUUGUGAUUCUUGGGGUUCUGUAUCAGUAGAGGGGUAUACAGGUAGUUAUUCAUCAGACACUGCUUCAAUUGAUGAUUUCCUUUUCACUCAUCCAGAUUUCAUCAUUCUUAGAGCUGCUGGUAACAACGAGCAAUACCUAUCACUACUCACUCAAUCCACUGCAAAGAAUGUUAUUACCGUUGGUGCUCAUCAAACAAUUCAUGAAAAUUAUUUAACUGAUGGUCCAAAUUAUAUAAAUUAUCAAUCAUCUGUCGAUAUAAAUCAAGAGUUAAUAUGUGAUUUCGAUAGCAGAUAUUGCAAUUACACAACUGCCCAAUGUUGCUUAGAAUCAAACGCAACCACUGGUUUAGCAAGUUGUUGUCCUACUUUACUUAGAAAAAGUGUAAUUGACGCUGCAAAUACUCAACCAUUAUUAUACAAUGAGAAUAAUAUUUGUUCAUUCUCAUCAAAAGGUCCAACACAUGAUGGUAGAAUGAAACCUGAUUUAGUUGCCCCUGGUGAAUAUAUUACAUCGGCAAGAUCAAAUGGUGCCAAUACAACAGACCAAUGUGGUGAUGGCUCUUUACCAAAUACAAAUGCAUUAUUGGCGAUAUCUGGUACAUCAAUGGCAACCUCAUUUGCAGCAGCAGCAACAACAAUUCUUAGACAAUAUUUAGUUGAUGGUUAUUAUCCAACUGGUUCAAUUGUAGAAUCAAAUAAAUUACAACCAACUGGAUCAUUAUUAAAAGCAUUAAUGAUUAAUAAUGCUCAGUUAUUAAAUGGUACAUUUCAAUUGAUUACAUCAUCAAGUAUUACAUAUCCAUCAAACCAAGUUUUUGAAAAUUUUGCAGGUGCAAGUUUAGUUCAAGGUUGGGGUGCUAUUAGAAUGAGUAAUUGGUUACAUGUUGUCAAUAAUAAUAAUAGUAAUAAUAAUAAUAAAACAUCAGAUGGUAUAACUAAAUUUGUUGGUAUUGGUGGAUUAGAUUUAAGAUUAGUGAAACCAAAUCAAUGGAAAGAAGAAAGUUUAUCAACUGGUCAAAAUACAUCAUAUUGUUUCACAUAUAAACCAUCAUCAUCAAGUAGUAAUAGUGGUAAUAAUAUACCAAGAGUUGUUGCAACAUUAGUUUGGACAGAUCCACCAUCAUAUGCAGGUGCAAAAUUUAAUUUAGUAAAUAAUUUAGAUUUAACAAUGAUUUAUUAUCGUGAUAAUGGUUCAACUAUAUUUUAUUCUAAUCAAGGUGGUUCAUCAUUUUUAGGAUUAGCACCAACUCAAGAUACAUUGAAUAAUGUUGAAGGUAUAGUUCAUAAUCCAACGGAACCAAUGACUUAUAGAUUCAUGGUAGCGGGUACAAACGUACCAAUGGGACCACAGAAUUUCUCAUUCGUAUUUCAUGGUGAAAAUGGUGAGUUUGAAUGGGCUGAUAAAUGUCCACAAUGCAGUCCAGGUCAAGUAUUAGCAUGUCCAGUUGAAAAUGGUAUUGGUACUCAACUUUGUACAAGUGAUUUACAAUGGUCAAGUUGUUUAAUUCAGUCAUGUGAUAAUAAUUAUAAUUAUAAUUCAAUUAAAAAAAGAUGUGAUAAAUUCUUAUCAUACAACUAUAUCAUUAUGAUUGUUGCAGGUGGUACAAUGCUAUUGAUUAUCUUUAUUUUGUUACUCAUUAAAUAUCAAGAAUAUAAAGAGAGUAAAAAAGAUAGUUUCCGUAGAUUCGACGAUGGUACAGGUAUUUUCGUUAGACCAAAGGAUAAAGACGCAAAAGUUUCAUUGGCUGACCUUUAUAAUUUAAUUUCACCAUUCAUUAUUGAAUUGGCGAUUUCAACAGCAUGUUCAUUGGUUUCAACAGCAGCAAGUAUCCUACAGCCAUUCUAUAUUGGUCAAAUUAUUAAUGAUAUACCAACUGCAAAACAUAUUGGUGAUUUCAAGAGUCAAUUCAUUUUAAUCUUCAUAUUGGCAGUUAUAGAAUUUGUUUUCUCAACAAUCAGUUCAUGGAUAUCUGGUAUUGUAAAUGAAAAGAUGGUAAUGAGAUUACAAAAUAAAGUAUUCCGUGCAUUGAUUGCUCAAGAUAUGGGUUUUUUCCAAAAGAAUAAUGCUGCAAUUUUAAUGAAUGUUUUAAUUUCUGAUACUCCAAUGUUAAGAUCGGCACUCACUGGUAUAUUAUUAUCAAUUGCAACUGGUUUAUGUAAAUUUGUUGGUAGUUUAGUAUUCAUUUUCACAAUUUCAUGGAAACUUUCAUUGGUAUUCUUUGCAACCGUACCAGUAUUGGCAUUUAUCACUCAAAUCCAAUCACAAUUCACUAAAAGAUUAACUAGAGCAUUAUUAUUCUACAAUUCAAAAGCAUCACAACAUGGUCAAGAAUCAAUGGUUAAUAUGCAUGUAGUUACUAAUUAUUGUAGACAAGAUAAAGAAAUCAUUAAAUAUACUGAUAAUUUAAAUAAUGUUUUCCAAACCGCUAGAAGAUUAAUCAUUAAUAAUACUUUGGCCUCUUCAAUUAAAUGGUUAAUGGUUGAAUCAUUGGCUUUCAUUAUUCUUUACUAUGGUGCUUAUCUUGCAAUUCAAAAGCAAUUCACUGUUGGUCUUUUAAUUUCUUUCUGUUUAUACAUUGGUUAUGUUAUUGAUUCAACAACAACAUUAUUUGGUGUUUAUGUAAGUUAUGUUCAAUCUCAAGCUUCUGCAACUAGAGUUUUCAUGAUUUUAAGAUCUGCACCAAGAAAAAGAACAACUUUAGAAGAAGAAGAAGCUGAUAGAAAUAAUGGUUUAGGUGGUGGUGGUGGUAAUAAUAAUAACAAUGACGAUGAUGAUGAUGAUGAUAAUUAUAAUGGUAAAGGUAAUGAUAAUGGUAAAGGUAGUGAUGAUCCAAAUAAUAAUAAUAAUAAUACAACAUUAGAAAAUAUUGAUGAUAAUGGUGAAUUAACAACAGUGCAACCAGUUGAAUUAACAAAAAAACAAUUAAAGAAACAAAAAGAAAAAGAACAAAAAGAAUAUUUCAAGAGAACUGGUAUUUCAGUUGUUGAAAUGUCAUUAAUUCCAUCAAGUUAUAUUGAAUUAACAGAUUGUAAAGGUGAAAUUGAAUUUAAGAAUGUAUCAUUCCGUUAUCCAACUAGACCAGAUGUACAAGUUUUACAUAAUAUCAAUAUGAAAUUUGAAACUGGUAAAUGUUAUGGUUUGGUUGGUCCUUCAGGUAGUGGUAAAUCAACAUUGUUGGAAUUGAUUUCAAAAUUCUAUCCACUUCGUGAUGGUGGAAAUAUCAUAAUGGAUGAUAUUGAUAUUGCAAAUAUUAGACCAAACAAUCUUAGAGGUUUCGUUACAUGUGUUCAUCAAAAUCCUUACUUAUUCGAUGCUUCAAUUAAAGAUAACAUUGGCUACGCAUUGGAUAAUCCAACUAUUGAAGAGGUUAUUGAAGCUGCCAAAUUGGCAUAUGCUCACGAAUUCAUUAAAGAUUUACCACAACAAUAUGAUACCGUCUUAGGUUCAGCUGGUAGUUUGUUAUCAGGUGGUCAAAAGAAAAGAAUUGCAAUUGCUCGUGCAAUUUGUGCAAAGAGAAAGAUUAUGUUAUUGGAUGAAAUCACUGCUGAAUUAGAUCCAGAAUCCGAAGAAGCCAUUACUCAAAGUAUUAAAGUUUUAACUCAAGGUCAUACCGUUGUAAUGGUAGCUCAUAAAGUUGCUGCUGUCCGUGAUUGUGAUAAAAUCUUUGUUUUAGAUAAAGGUUAUUUAGUUGAAGAGGGUACUCAUGAUGAACUCAUGGAAAGAAAAGGAAAAUAUCAUAGAAUGUUUAAUAAUGAAAAAGAUGAGGAAGAAUUAUUAAAUAAUUUAGGUUUACCAUCUAAUAAUGAAACUAAUAAUGAAAAUAAUAAUGAAAAUAAUAAUAAUAAUAACAAUAAUAAUAAUAAUAAUAAUAAUAAUAACGAUGAUAAUAAUAAUCAAGUUGUUGGGGAACAAGUUUAA
Molecule: messenger RNA, 5226 nt
Organism: Dictyostelium discoideum AX4
Lineage: Eukaryota; Evosea; Eumycetozoa; Dictyosteliales; Dictyosteliaceae
Gene: tagC
Product: ABC transporter B family protein
Exons: 1
Coding region: 1-5226 (1741 amino acids)
Biological process (GO): proteolysis; cell differentiation; transmembrane transport
Cellular component (GO): membrane; plasma membrane
Molecular function (GO): serine-type endopeptidase activity; ATP binding; ATP hydrolysis activity
Source: RefSeq, a predicted model, not a curated record